AUGAAGAAGUUCACCUUCAAGGGCGUGCUGGAUGGCUUCCGGUCGUCGGUCAACCAGCAGGCGGCGGCGGGGGCUGGCGGGGCGGCCAAGAUCUGCGUGGAGCAGGAGAUCCAGGAGACGCUCCGCUCGGAGCACUUCCAGCUGAAGAAGACCUUCCGGCAUGGAUUUCCCUUCUCACCCACCGCGCUGGCGUUCGAUCCCGUCCAGCGCAUCCUGGCCGUGGGAGAUAAAUUUGGCUCGAUGCGACUGUUGGGCAAGUUUGGUGUCGACGCCCACGUCAAGCACGAGGGCGAAUCGGCCUGCGCCGUCAACCUGAUCGAGUUCCUGGUGAACGAGGGCUGCCUGGUGACGGCCACCGCCGACGACACGCUGCAUCUAUGGAAUUUCCACACCAAAAUCCCGAAGGUGGUGCAGAGCCUGAAGUUCCAGCGGGAAAGAAUAUCUCGCCUGCAUCUACCCAUCGGUACCAAGUGGCUCUACAUUGGAACGGAAAAAGGAAAUACGCACAUCGUCCACGUCGAUUCGUUCACCCUCAGCGGCUACGUUAUCAAUUGGAACAAAGCUAUCGAUCCCAUUCGAAAAACGCACCCUGGCGCAGUGGUCCACCUAUCCGAUAAUCCGCUCGACGCGAACAAGCUGCUAAUAGGAUUCGAGUCCGGUCAAUUAGUGCUGUGGGAUAUGAGAGGCAAAUGUGCGGAAUUUCGCUGGCUAUCGCAAGAGCCGCUCAGCUCCUGCUCCUGGCAUCACGAAGGGAAACACUUCAUAACAUCACACACCGACGGUUCUUUAUGUACGUGGCCUUUGAAACUUUCACCAAAACCCUUAACUCAUAGUUUUCCUCACGCUAAAACGAACAAGGAAGGAAAAACGGAGAGCUGUAACUCAAUUCAAAAAGUCGAAGUGAAAACGAAUAGAAUAGGAGAUCAAUUUACCAUUUUCUCGGGCGGUCUGCCGACGGAAAAAUGCAGCCCCAAGUCGCACUGUAUCACCGUCAUGGUGCAGGGCAAAUCGACGACCGUCCUGGAGAUGGAGCACAGCGUGGUCGACUUCGUCACCAUGUGCGAGAGUCCUUGGGGCAGUGACCUGCAGGAACCGUACGCGGUGGCGGUGCUGCUGCAGAACGACCUCGUCCUGAUCGACCUGCUGACGCCCGGCUAUCCCACGUUCGAGUCGCCUUAUUCGAUGGACCUGCACGAGUCGCAGAUCACCUGCUGUACCUACCUGGCCGACUGUCCGUCCGACCUGGUGCCCGCGUUCUACUCGGUCGGGCGGAGUGCGGCCACCAACCGGCGAUCCGGCUACUCCGAGCGCGAGUGGCCGAUCAACGGCGGUGAAUGGCAGCCGACGUCCUGCAGCUACUCGGAGAUCAUCCUCACCGGCCACCAGGACGGCUCGAUCAAGUUCUGGGACUCGAGCGCCGGCACGCUCCAGGUGCUGUACAAGCUGAAGACGUCGAAAAUAUUCGAGAAACCCCGAGUGAGAUCGCUGGACAGCGGCGAGGAUGACCCGCUCGCCAUCUCGAUGCUUUCGCUGUGCGCGGAAUCAAGAAAGCUCUGUGUUGCCUGCAACUGUGGUUACGUUGUCCUGUUCAAGUUCCGGAGAGCCGAAAGCACCGGAGAUAUUGUGGUUCUGGACAUUCCGUUCACCAUGGAAUCUUUUACCGAAUUUGAAGGCAGUCCCGAGUGUGAGUUCAUACCUAAAUCACUGCCAAAAACCGGUGACUCAGCCGAGAGCGAUAAGAAGGUAAGCAACUGCAGCCUACUGAAGGUGAAAACUGGACCACAGCGGAAGCCGCCCGGGUUUCAAGCCCAGCUGGUAUGCGUCCCAUCGUGGGCGUGCGGCAGUGUGCAGAUUACUGCGCUCACGAUCAAUUCCAACUACGGACUCAUGGCUUAUGGCAACGAGUACGGCUUAACGAUAGUCGAUAUUGUGAAGAAGACGUGCGUGCUGAACCUGUGCACCCAGGAGAUCUACGGUGCGCAAGAUCCGUACUCGCGGACGCCUCGGAGUCCGAAGCGUUUGGAAAACAGUCAAUCGAAGGACGAUUCAUUGCGUUCCCCUAGCAUAGACCAGACCAGCCACGUUGACUCGGCGCGGCCAGAGGAGACGGUCGAGUCGGCGGUUGAGGCGGAGGAGGCCCCCCCGGUAGACUGUCCAACCAUCCCCUCCUCCUCUUCCAGCGCCACCUGCCCGGUGAGCGGUACCGUCGAGGGGCACAGUCCGGGCCCGAGUGGUCCGAGCGCCCCACCAGGUGGCGGCCAGGUGUUGGUGGCGGCAGUGGUGGUGGAGGGUCCGUUGCCGGCACAGGUCCUGGCACCACCGACGGAGGAUACGGUGGCCCCACCGGAACCGGUGGGAACUCGGCGGGCGAAAAAGUCUUUCAUUGAGUCCUUGCCACUGCCGAAGUGGCUGCGCAACACGAAUAAGUUGGAUAACUCAUUCUCGAGAUCUCGUUCAUCUUCUAUGUCAAGCUUAGAAAAUAAUGCAAUGGAGGCUGUGACUUGUUUGGCUUUUGCCGAUAGUUAUGUAAAAAAAAGCGAUCCCUCAAUGGCAUUGCCUACAGCAUGGUUAGGAACCAGUUUAGGAUCGAUCCUAACCAUCUCUCUUUCCAUUCCGGAGAACGAUCUGAGGAAAGCGAAUGUGGUACAGACAGCACCGACCGGAGCUAUGUUCCGGCUGAAGGGGUCCAUCCUUUCGAUGUCGCUUCUGGAUUGCAACGGGGCGCUCAUUCCGUACUCGUUCGAAAGCUGGCGCGAGGAUUCGAAGGACGGCAAAGAGAAGCGGGAAAGGACGCCUACCAAGACAUCGUCCACCAAGAUGAGCCCUACCAACCCGGACGGUUUGUGCGAUCGACAGUUUAUUGCCAUCGCGAGCGAGAAGCAGGCAGGUGUGUUCGCCCUGCCAAGCCAGAACUGCGUUUACCGGAAGAAGCUGGUUGAUUUCGACUUCAUUGUCAAGGCGGAAAUAAUCAGCAUGAAAGAUAGCGUGUGUCUGAUAUGCUACGCAUCGAACGGGCAUCUCAUGGUCUUUACCCUUCCCAGCUUGAAACCCCUACUCGAAGUUGAUUUUCUUCCAUUGGCCGAUCUAAGUUUCCAAACCAAGUGUAAACAGGGCGUGGUGGAUCCAAUGCUGUCCAUUUGGGGGCAACAACUUAUAGUCAAUGAAGAUUCGAAUGUGAUUUCACGGACGUUUAGCUUUAGUAACAAGGGCCACGGAUUGUAUCUAGCCACACCCACCGAAAUCCAAAAAUUUACCGUUUGCCAAGAAUUCAGCCACCAAUACAACAAUAUGCUUGGCGAUCUCUACGUACCUCAUGAAAUGCCGGAAGCACCAAAGGAAAGCUUCUUCAAGGGACUAUUCGGCGGAGGCAUGCGCAACCUCGACCGGGAGGAGCUCUUUGGUGAAUCCAGCGGCAAAGCGAACCGGUCGGUGGCGAAACACAUCCCAGGUCCGAACGCCAACAUCCAGGAGCUGAACGCCCGGACGACGUCUGUCACGUCAGAGAUCGGCAAGGCCCACCAGCUGAUGCUGGAGCGUGGCGACAAGCUGAGCCAGCUGGAGGAGCGCACCGAGCGGAUGGCAAACGAGGCGCAGCAGUUCUCCAGCUCGGCCCAUCUGCUGAUGAACAAGUAUAAGGACAAAAAGUGGUACCAGCUGUAAAUCUCGGGUGGCGAGAACACAACCCCGUGGAGGGGAUGUCGGGGGAACGGUGCGGGAUGGGUCGUGUGCGAGAUAUGGGGAUCCGGAUGCCGGUGGAGUGGUUUUGGUUGGGGCAACUGCUGCUGUUUGCCCAUGUUCGAGAUUAGCAACCGUUAUUUCUUUUUAACUGGAGCAAGGUCCUGCCACCAGCCUCCGGUUCCCCGGUCGCUCUCGCAGCACCCAGGGUUAGUUUCGUUAUUUCCAGACCAUUGUUCUCGUUCGGUUGACGCGAAAGUUGAAGAAGCAAGAAGAGAUGCCCUCCCCCGCUCCCCUUCAGGAGGCGAAAGAAGAAAACGGAAGAAAAAAAACGAUCCCCAAAUGACAAUGGUGUGGCUUUAAGGAGAAUUUUAGGCAGCGUUUGAGAUGAGAGAGAUAGAGACAGGCGGUAUAGGAUGUGGUACGGAUGAACGAUUAUCCUCCUCGCUCACACAGGCACACACGUACACACAUUUACACCAACACCUCCAUACACAUGUUAUAAAUCAUGCCGAGGGGAAAAUUGGCGAUGCGUUGAGGGAAUGGAGAGAUCGGAGCAAGGAUAUGAAUAGGAAUGGCAGGGGUGGUAACUAAUAGCGCAUUCGGUUUACUCGUUGAAAACUUUUUAGAAACGUAAGCAUUAAAAAAAAGCAAGCGGCUGAAGGCGGCAACUGCAGGAGAAGAAGAAAAAUAACAAAAAAAAUUGGUUGCCAGUGGAGGAAAAUUGCAAAACAGCAGAUAAUACCAAGAAAAACCGGCAGCAGCAGCAACAAAAAAACAAUGUUAUAUUAAAUUAUUUUUUAACCUAAUAAUGAACAACAAACAAAUAGAGCAGCAGUGAGUCACGACAGUGAGACAGAAACAAGAAAAAGAGGAGAAAAGCAAAAACCAAGUCAUUACUCAGAGUAGUGAACCAGCGAAGUCAAAAGAUGUUGCAGAUGAUGAAGAAACACACACACACACAUACACAAACAUUCAGAGAAACACACGAGAAGAUGAAGAAAAACAUAGUGAAAGUGUUUGCCAGGCAGUUUUCGGAUCACAAGUGGUGUCGCCAAGCGGAGUUUUGCCAGUGAAACUCAGCAAAAUGGCGCCGUUUCGUCUUCGGUUCCGCAGGAGAGCGUGUCGAUGCGGACCGGGGAAGAAGAAAAACAAGUAAAAAAUUACUGCGCGUUGCGUAUCAUUGUACAUAGAACAUUUUGAUAUGACGUGUACUGUACAUAUGUUGAGAAAAAUAGCUAUUAUUGAAGAAAAAAAAAACAAAACAAAAAACAU
This is a messenger RNA of Anopheles nili, 4950 nucleotides long. RefSeq names its product syntaxin-binding protein 5 (gene Tomosyn). NCBI's taxonomy places the organism in Eukaryota, Metazoa, Arthropoda, Insecta, Diptera, Culicidae. The transcript is spliced from 23 exons. Bases 1 to 3660 code for a protein of 1219 amino acids. Gene Ontology annotation, cellular component: SNARE complex; plasma membrane; cytoplasm. Gene Ontology annotation, biological process: regulation of exocytosis; regulation of protein secretion. The record is from RefSeq and is a predicted model, not a curated record. Gene Ontology annotation, molecular function: syntaxin binding; GTPase activator activity; myosin II binding.